AUGGGGGCGGGGACGCUGUGGAAGCACGCCUGCAGAGAGGCCACUGAAGAGAGCAUUCCUACAACAAAAUGCUGGUGUCUGCGGGGUCAUGCCCGUAGGAGGUCUUUAGGUCGUGGGGGUGUGGCCUCGGAGGGAGGAACUGGCGCCAGUUUUGAUUAUUUACUGCAAGGCUGGCCUCGCUUCUUUCUUUGCUCCCUGGUUCUUCCUGUGAUCGUCCGUCCAAGAACGCCAUAUUGUGGAGCCGUCGGAUCCAGACUUGAUUCCGAGCUGUAGCGGAAAGAAGCCUUGUCUUUCCCAAAGAAGCCCCUCUCAGUUGCAGGUUUGACCCGUUGGAUUCAUCACACUCGGGUGAAGCUGGCUCCCCAUGCCACCUGGUCAUCCAGCCUGGUUCCUGGGGAACUGCUAAAACUCCGCGUGUCCAAGAACCCCGACAGCUACCCUCUCCGGAAAAAGCUCGCCUGACCCAGAAACCAACACCUUGCCCUGACCACACACCGGAAGCUGGUCAGUCUACGCACGGUGGAAGCUUGAGGAAUCUACAGCCUUUGCUCCGGCUGCAGACUUCAGGGCCAAAUGGUCAAGGCGUGGUGGAAGCCUAGAAAACCCAGCAAGGGACACUUGGGAACUGGGGUCAUGAUGUCACCCUAUUCCUUUGGGACUAAUGAUAAAUUUGACCUUGCUGAUGUCCAUACGUCUAGCCGAGGCUGUCCCAAAGGACAGCUGGCUACAAAGAGUUGCUCUAGCCGUGUUCUAUGUAGGAAUAGUACAUUUAUUAGGAGGAAUCUUUUCUUUCUUAUAGUAGUCUGUGGUUUGCUAAGCUCCAGGGUGCAUGGCCAGGUUAGUCUCCAGGGCACUUGGGUUUUUGAGCUACUCCCCCAAGACCUGAUGAACGCUGUUGCGUCGGCCACUUGGAUUCCAGGUCAACAAACUGUCAGCCUUACUUUUGAUGGGUGUGCGCUCCUAGACUUUGCCAAAGAUAGCACCUACCGCUGCUCCUACUGGGGGUCCCAUGCCAAUUACCGCCUGGCCGACAUCUACCUCUGUGGUGGCCCCACUCCUACCCAGGCCAAUACAUGCACCCAAUAUUGCACAUCUGGGUGGGGCUGCGAGUCCUGGGUUGUUAAUGCCCCAGGCACUCAGGGGCUCCAGGACAUCUGGGCGCCGAAACCUCGGCCUGACAUCCCUAUAUCUUUACAAUGGAAUGGUGAAAGGCCACCACCAAAUUGCAGGCAGAACGAGUGUGUUAAUCUCACCCUCACGAUCCUCAAACCCAGCCUGGCCUUGUGGUCUUCUGGAGUCACCCUCCAAUUGGGCCAGUACCACGCUUGGCCUAAUAAGAACCCCAUGGUCCUUUUUAAAGUUAAGGCAAGGUUCGUUCCUCAAGUUGAGGUUCAGGACAUCAAGCCUAAGGCCACCUGGGAAAGGCUUGGUGACUCCAAACUUACCCUGGAACAAUCCAAUGAAACUAAACUUGCCCCACAACAACAUGGUAGUUACAACCUCCCCUCAAAACGAGAGCCUAUGGCUCAACUUAUCCAACUGGUCAACCUCAUCCAUGCUGCCCUCAACCUAGUCAACCCAGACUUGGCAAGGGACUGCUGGAUCUGCAUGACCCCAGGGCCCUUACGAUAUGUUGGAUUAGCUGUCAAUUCCUCCGCAACCCUCCCCUCGAGUCAGGCGUCCACAGACUCACUCCUGAUGGCCCCAGUCCCCAUCUAUGGAAAUUCUGCUAUUCUAACUGGGUCUAGCAGGGUCUGUGCUCCCAACCACACUGCCCUGGCCUGCUCACAUGGUGUCUUUUCCUGUGUCGUGCCAGGCAACAACUCUUGCCAGAUAGUUAGUCUGCUGCCUGAUCUCUCCCUGAUCCCGGGGUCUCAGGCCCCCUCCUUGCCUGACCUCCCACAGAGAUAUAAACGCAGUCCGGUACCGGCGAUUCCUCUGGCUGUUGCUCUUCUGGCCACAGCUGAAGCCACUCCGGAGGCCAUGGGCUCAGGGCUGUCCCAGGCUCAGUACCAGGUUCUCACUGAACAAAUCAUUACUGAUUUUGGAGACCUGACUCAGUCUGCCUUGGCCCGCCAACAACAGUUAGGCCCCUUGGCCAGUUUGAUUCUGCAAAAUCGUCGAGACCUAGCUCUCCUGACCGCUGCCCGUGGAGGCCUCUGUCUGUACCUCCGAGAACAGUGCUGCUUCUAUGCUAAUAAGUCGGGCGUGGUUCUGGAGACUCAGCGACAGCUUCAGUACAGAAUCAAUGAAAGACGUGGGGCUCUGUCACCGUCCACAUGGUGGGACUCCCUGGCACAUUGGCUUCCCUGGAUAUCACCUUUUAUUGGGCUCCUGGUUUUCCUGCUAUUGAUGGCUGCUGUUGGCCCCUGCUUGUUCAAAGCCCUUACCCGUUUUAUCGACUCACAAAUUGCCGAAGUCAUUCUCCAACCUCUCCUUACGCAAGGCCAGCCCCUAGAAGAGGAGCUUUUAGAGCUAAAAAGAGCUAAAGCGCCCUAAACAAGAGGAGAGAGAAUGUUACAGACCCUGAUCUCCGGAACUGCUCCCCGCCCCAAAUCAGUCAGGGUGGCCAGCUUGGUCUGGCCCGGCUGCUGCUGACUUCAGGGACCCCUCCCCAUUUUCUAUCGUGCCCAAAGCCCAGCUGCGUGUCUAAGAUCACUGUGUGCCUCACGAAGCUGCCUUGUAAUUGUGACUUACUGGACACUAUGCUUCUGUGUCUCCCAAGAUUUCCUUGUAACUAUGACUUGCUGGUUUAAGGUAGAAAAGUAGAGAAAGACCAGGGAUUGGGGAUUGACUCUUGGGGACACGAGUCCAGUCAAGUCCACAUGCGAGAAUAAACUGUUCACCUUUCCUUCCAAA
Messenger RNA from Lepus europaeus (European hare), 2859 nucleotides. Its product is annotated as endogenous retrovirus group S71 member 1 Env polyprotein-like. Bases 574 to 2499 code for a protein of 641 amino acids. NCBI's taxonomy places the organism in Eukaryota, Metazoa, Chordata, Mammalia, Lagomorpha, Leporidae. The record is from RefSeq and is a predicted model, not a curated record. The transcript is spliced from 2 exons.